This is a messenger RNA of Esox lucius (northern pike), 1259 nucleotides long. It is a transcript of the gene gchfr, whose product is annotated as GTP cyclohydrolase I feedback regulator. Gene Ontology annotation, molecular function: GTP cyclohydrolase binding. Gene Ontology annotation, biological process: negative regulation of biosynthetic process. Gene Ontology annotation, cellular component: cytoplasm; nucleus. The record is from RefSeq and is a predicted model, not a curated record. Bases 109 to 369 code for a protein of 86 amino acids. The transcript has 3 exons. NCBI's taxonomy places the organism in Eukaryota, Metazoa, Chordata, Actinopteri, Esociformes, Esocidae.
UUCCGGUGUGAGCUGUCAGGGCGAGCGCUACUGGACAGUCGUGAUUCUGAAGUAACGGUCUCAUCAUCUAUUCCUGGGGGACGACCCGUUCAACCGCUGAGAUCUAGGAUGCCCUAUUUACUCGUUAGUACUCAGAUAAGGCUGGAAACUGGACCGACUAUGGUAGGAGAUGAGUACUCUGAUCCGGCCAUAAUGAACUACCUGGGAGCCAGGAAAACCACCAUACUGGGUAACAAUUUCUCGGAGUAUCAUGUGGAUGAUCCCCCGCGGUUGGUGUUGGACAAGUUGGAGAAGAUUGGUUUCCAUGUGGUGACAAUGACAGGCGUGGGACAGACGCUGGUGUGGUGCAUGCACAAGGAGGCUGCGUGAACACACUGGGGAUCAGUGACACUGGCAGAAUGUGUCUUGUUGGGCCACAGGCACAAGGUAGUGAUCUCUGUCCAAUGAGGGAGCACACAAACAAAAUGUAGAAUGUAUACUCUAAAUUGCAUUGCAAAUGAACUUACAUUCAUUUGGAAAAGGUCGAGGAUGGAUCGUGUACAUGAACUCCGCUUCUCUUCUCUCAGUGAUAUAAUGGUCCUUUUAUGCCUUUGAUUCAUUGUUGACCAAGGGGAGCAAAGCAGCAGUUGCGCAGAUUGUGAUUUGCCCUGAUAACAUAGGGGAAUUUGUAUAAUGACUCUACUUUUCAAAAACAUAUUUUGUACACCCAAACUCACACCAGUGGCGCAGCUAUAAAAUAUAUGCCUAAGUUGUGACUAAGUAGUAGCUUGUUCACAAUCUAUCAUACAAAUGGGUUUACAGGCUUGAAAAAUGUCAAGUGCAUUUGAGUGUAGAGUGGAGUUUAUUUUAUUGCAGUUUGUUGCAAGCUGUUGCAAUGUGUAAUUCCAAACUUUGUUUGUUUUGCCUGUAGGCCAAGCAUACAGUAUAUUUACCUUUACCUUUUACCAGCCAACAAACAUCCCAUUAUCCCAUGAGGAAGCAACAAGAUUCAGCCUUGGAUGAUUCUGGUCAUAGCGGAUCAAGACGCAGUCCCAUUUCUGUUAUUUUGUUUUUGGGAAUACAUAGGGAACAUAAACCUAAAAUUAAACUAAUCUCUAGAUUAAUUUCUCCUGCCUUUUAUUCUUUGGGGCGAGAAAUGUUUUUGUCUUUCUAUUCCAUUAGAAUAAAGAUGUUGACACAGAUGAUGUGUUUUCUUUCCUUUGGUGAAUAAUGACUACGAUCCUGGUGAGGAAAUCAGAAUAAAGGUGUAUAUUUGAUGA